AUGUUCAUGGAAAUGGGUGAGCCUGGAGAAAUGGCAUUAGGGGAAGACACCAUCUACGCUGAGGAUGAGGUCCUUCUGGCCCUGGCUGAGCAGCUGGGAACCUUUACCGGCCUGGUGGGGAGUCCAGAGUAAAUGCACUGCCUGCUGCCCCCACUGGAGUCGCUCACCACGGUGGAGGUGACAGUGGUGGGGGAUAACACAGUGGUGUCCUUGCGGGCCAUCUCCCAUGAGAACUUGUCCUCUGACCUCGAAGCCCAUUUGGUGCCCCUGGUGAAACUGCUCGCUGGGGGCAGCUGGUUCACUUCCAGCACCUUGGCCUGGGGCCUCUUCUCCGUCUGCUACCUGUUAGUGUCCAGCGCUGUGAAAGCAGAGCUCUACCAGUACUUACAAAACCUCUGUUCAGAUGACACCCCCAUAGUGGGACGGGCCGCAACUUCCAAGCUGGGGGAGUUCGCUAAGGUCCUAGAGCUGGACAACGUCAAGAGUGAGAUCAUCCCCUUAUUCUCCAACCUAGCCUCUGAUGAGCAGGACACUGUGUGGCUGCCGGGGGUGGAGGUGUGUGUGAACAUUGCCCAGCUCCUGCCCCAGGAGGACCUGGAAGCCCUGGGGAUGCCCACACUGCACCAGGCGGCCGAGGACAGGUCCUGUCACUUCCACUACAUGGUGGCCAACAAGUUCACUAAGGUGCCUGAGGCCUGCAGUGCACAGGACAAAAAGCAUGGAGGUGCUGGCCCAGAGCAUGAGCCCCAGAAACAGAAUAUCAGGCCCCGAGAGUAUGGCCAUGUGCAGCACAGCAGCAGCUGGAUUGUGACACAUGGAAGAACACCUUGCCCAGCUGGAGUCCCCCUGGCUGAUGCUGACAGCAAGGAAGAGGCUCAGGGAGCAAGUGCUACCCAUCGACACCCCCCUGCUCACUCGGAAAAGAUAGAAGACCAUUUUGCACCCCACAUCAUUGAAGAAAAUUCUCCAGCCCCAAGCCACCAUGACACCAUCUACGCUGAGGAUGAGGUCCUUCUGGCCCUGGCUGAGCAGCUGGGAACCUUUACCGGCCUGCCCCCACUGGAGUCGCUCACCACGGUGGAGGUGACAGUGGUGGGGGAUAACACAGUGGUGUCCUUGCGGGCCAUCUCCCAUGAGAACUUGUCCUCUGACCUCGAAGCCCAUUUGGUGCCCCUGGUGAAACUGCUCGCUGGGGGCAGCUGGUUCACUUCCAGCACCUUGGCCUGGGGCCUCUUCUCCGUCUGCUACCUGUUAGUGUCCAGCGCUGUGAAAGCAGAGCUCUACCACACCCCUUCUGCUACCCAGGACACUGUGUGGCUGCCGGGGGUGGAGGUGUGUGUGAACAUUGCCCAGCUCCUGCCCCAGGAGGACCUGGAAGCCCUGGGGAUGCCCACACUGCACCAGGCGGCCGAGGACAGGUCCUGUCACUUCCACUACAUGGUGGCCAACAAGUUCACUAAGGCAUCACUGGAGCCCCAUCCUCUGCAGUGCCCAGAGGUGCAGCUGAACAUCAUCUCCAACCUGGACUGCGUGAACGAGGUGAUCGACACCCGGCAGCUGUCCUAGUCACUGCUGCCCGCCAUCGUGGAGCUAGCCGAGGAUGCCAAGUGGUGGGUGCGGCUUGCCAUCAUCGAGUACAUGCCCCUGCUGGCUUGGCAGAUGGGAGUGGAAUUCUUUGAUGGGAAACUCAACUCGUGCAUGGCAUGGCUGGUGGACCAUGUCUAUGCCAUCUGUGAGGCAGCCACCAGAAACCUCAAGAAGCUGAUGGAGAAGUUUGAGAAGGAGAGGGCACAUGUCACCAUGAUCCCUAAGAUGCUGGCUAUGUCUGGACACCCUAACUACCUGCACUGCAUGGCCACCCUCUUCUGCAUAAACGUUCUGUCGGAGGUGUGCAGGCAGGACAUCACCACCAAACACAUGCUGCCCACCGUCGUGCACAUGGUUGGGGACCCCAUCACCAACAUACGCUUCAAUGUGGCCAAGUCCCUGCAGAAGAUUAGGCCCAUCCUCCACAACAGCACCCUGAAUAGCGAGGUCAAGUCAGUCCUGGAGAAGCUGACCCAGGACCAGGAUGUUGCCGUCAAGUACUUUGCCCAGGAGGCCUUGACCGAUGAGAAGAGCAUGGAGGUGCUGGCCCAGAGCAUGAGCCCCAGACACAGAACAUCAGGCACCAAGAGUAUGGCCAUGUACAGCACAUCAGCAACUGGAUCAUUACACAUGGAAGAACAGUAUCCAUAG
Molecule: messenger RNA, 2238 nt
Organism: Dipodomys ordii (Ord's kangaroo rat)
Lineage: Eukaryota; Metazoa; Chordata; Mammalia; Rodentia; Heteromyidae
Product: serine/threonine-protein phosphatase 2A 65 kDa regulatory subunit A alpha isoform-like
Biological process (GO): protein dephosphorylation
Cellular component (GO): protein phosphatase type 2A complex; cytoplasm
Molecular function (GO): protein phosphatase regulator activity
Source: RefSeq, a predicted model, not a curated record